AUGAUUAGUAGACCAUUGACUGAUAUGCUCAAAAAGAAUAAUUUCACAUGGACACCUGAAUCUAGAGCAGCUUUUGAGACACUUAAAGUAGCCAUGUCUCAGGCCCCUAUUCUUGCUUUGCCUGAUUUCACUAAACCAUUCUGUUUGGAAACCGAUGCAAGUUCUACUAGUAUUGGAGCUGUUGGCACAGAAACUCACUUCUGCACUGCCUAUCAUCCUGAAACGGAUGGCCAAACUGAAAGAACAGUACAUGAGUUAUUUGAACAGAGAGAUAUUAUGAACAAGAUUUUACAUGAACAGUUACAGAGGGCACAAACAAGAAUGAAAGCAUAUGCAUACAAGAAGCGUACAUAUAAGGAAUUUCAGACGAACUUUGGGAAUGAAAAUGCCACAUGGGAUGACUACACUGUUUUGCGAGCACAAUUUCCAGGAUUUGAUCCUUGGGGUCAAGGAUCGACUGAAGAGGGGGGUAUUGUCAUGGUAGCAGGAGAAAUAGAGAAGAGAUUUGGGGAAGAGAUAGAAUUAGGGUUCAGGGAAUUAGGAACUCGAAGGCUAGGGAUUUGGGAGAAAGAGGAAUCAAGAAACUUACCUGAUGGAAUUAUGGUUUUAGAGCAGACCAAGAGAGAUAACCAAUCUGAUGGGUAUGUGGAAUCGGGUUGGCCUGAUAGAGAGACCCAAGUCAUUACAGCCAUUGAAGACCAGGAGAUUAUGACAACCCAAUCGUGA
Molecule: messenger RNA, 726 nt
Organism: Hibiscus syriacus
Lineage: Eukaryota; Viridiplantae; Streptophyta; Magnoliopsida; Malvales; Malvaceae
Exons: 4
Coding region: 1-726 (241 amino acids)
Source: RefSeq, a predicted model, not a curated record